This is a messenger RNA of Magnolia sinica, 496 nucleotides long. Its product is annotated as cyclin-D4-2-like. Bases 22 to 297 code for a protein of 91 amino acids. NCBI's taxonomy places the organism in Eukaryota, Viridiplantae, Streptophyta, Magnoliopsida, Magnoliales, Magnoliaceae. The transcript is spliced from 3 exons. The record is from RefSeq and is a predicted model, not a curated record.
UUGAGCACUUUGAAGUGGAGGAUGCAAACUGUUACUCCAUUCUCGUUCAUAGAUUACUUUCUUCAAAGGAUCAGUGAAGGCAAACUGCUGCCAAGAUCCACAAUUUGUCGAUGCAUCGAACUCAUCUUAAGCACAGUUAAAGGGAUUGAAUUCUUGGAAUUCAGGCCCUCUGAGAUUGCUUUAGCAGUAGCAAUAUCUGUAUCAGGAGAAUCCCAAACGGUGGAUUUGGACAAGGCCAUUUCCUAUAGCAUGCAUGUAGAAAAGGAGAGAGUAUUGAAGUGUUUUGAACUAAUUUAAGAGAUAGCAUUGAUCAGUAAGCCUGUUAAAUGUGUAAGUAGGCCAGUCUCAUCAGUGCCACAAAGCCCCAUUGGGGUGUUGGAUACUGCAUGCUUGAGCUAUAAAAGUGAUGAAAUUACAGUUGGGUCAUGUGCAAAUUCUCACACCAGCCCAGCCUCUAAGAGGAGGAAGCUAAAUAGAUCAUCUAAGGUGGACAUGU